Messenger RNA from Staurois parvus, 531 nucleotides. The record is from the annotation of a GenBank genome assembly. Lineage: Eukaryota; Metazoa; Chordata; Amphibia; Anura; Ranidae.
AUGAACUCUUUACUAGUUGGGUUCGUUCUUUGGAGCUCGGCUGAAGAAUACGAUUACUACAGCUGGCAGUCGGACAAUUUCCAGAACGGACGCUUUUACACCAAACAGAGCCAGUGCGUGGACAUUCCCCAAGAUCUCAGCCUCUGCCACAAUGUCGGCUACAAGAAAAUGAGGCUACCCAAUUUGCUCGACCACGAGACCAUGCCCGAGGUGAAGCAGCAAGCCAGCAGUUGGGUACCGUUGCUAGCCAAGAGGUGCCACAGAGACACGCAACUUUUCCUGUGCUCGCUCUUCGCACCGAUUUGUCUGGAGAGACCCAUUUACCCGUGCCGAUCGCUGUGUGAGGUGGUGCGUGACAGCUGUGCGCCGGUUAUGGAGUCCUACGGUUUUCCUUGGCCGGAGAUGCUGAAUUGUAACAAGUUCCCCAUCGAUAACGACCUGUGCAUCACCGUGCAGUUUGGCAGCAAGCAAGUUACUCAGCCACCAGGUAACUUUACACCCUUCGUAAUUCUUCAGAGAUGUGCAUUGUGA